AUGUCCAAGGUUUUCUUCGAUGUCGAGGCUGACGGCCAGCCAGUUGGCCGUAUCACUUUCAAGCUCUACAACGACGUAGUGCCCAAGACCGCUGAAAACUUCAGAGCGUUGUGCACCGGCGAAAAGGGUUUCGGAUACUCCGGCUGCCCAUUCCACCGUGUCAUCCCAGACUUCAUGUUGCAAGGCGGUGACUUUACGCACGGCACCGGUAUUGGCGGUAAAUCGAUCUACGGCGGCAAGUUCCCAGACGAGAACUUCGUCAAGAAGCAUGACAGACCAGGUCUAUUGUCCAUGGCCAACGCGGGGCCAAACACCAACGGUUCUCAGUUUUUCGUCACCACUGUGCCAUGCCCAUGGCUAGACGGCAAGCACGUCGUGUUUGGUGAGGUCGCUGACGGGUUUGACGUUGUUAAGAAGAUCGAGUCUUUAGGUUCUCCUAACGGUGCUACCAGAGGCCGCAUCAUCAUUGCCAAGUCUGGUGAAUUGUAA
Molecule: messenger RNA, 489 nt
Organism: Lachancea mirantina
Lineage: Eukaryota; Fungi; Ascomycota; Saccharomycetes; Saccharomycetales; Saccharomycetaceae
Source: the annotation of a GenBank genome assembly